Messenger RNA from Eurytemora carolleeae, 3659 nucleotides. RefSeq names its product SEC14-like protein 1 (gene retm). The transcript has 9 exons. The record is from RefSeq and is a predicted model, not a curated record. Lineage: Eukaryota; Metazoa; Arthropoda; Copepoda; Calanoida; Temoridae. The coding region runs from base 258 to 2462 and encodes 734 amino acids. Gene Ontology annotation, cellular component: cytoplasm.
UUGUGUGACCAGAGAAGUGGACUGUCUACUUCUACACUCGUCCUUUAAAUAGUUCGUAUACAGUUAACGCUUCAGUCAAAGGUUUUUACAAAUAUUUUUCGGUUGGCUUCCCAUGUAAACGAACAAUACUGAGCUAUUCCUCCAAUAUCUAGUGAACCAAGUGAACCGUACAGGACCAUUUUAUUAUUAAUGAAAAUAACAAAAUGGAUAAUUUGAUAAACUAAUAGUUUCUGCUAAGAUUCUUAUAAAGCCUAAAGAUGGUGCAGAAGUACCAAUCCCCUGUGAGGGUCUACAAGUACCCCUUCGAGCUCCUCAUGAUGGCCUACGAGAUGAGGUUCCCCACCUGCGACAUGAUUCCUAUCAUAAAAGAGACUGAGAUUAUAGAGGAGAACCUGUGCCCGGAUGGUGCAGUCCAUAUGGUGGACAGGCGAGCCAAGUUGAAUGUGGAGGUUCCCUACCUUCUCAAGAAGUUUAUGGGGGUUGAGUACCUUCUCUUCAGGCAGAGGAACACUAAGGAUAACCGGGCAAGGACUCUACGUAUUGAAGCCUGGAAUGAGAGUUUUGAAAGCAGGGUAGAGAUUAACGAGUAUUGUGUUUACAGUGUACACCCGGAGAACCCGGACUGGACCUGCUUCGAGCAGUCCGCCGAGCUCGAUAUUAAAAACUUCUUUGGAUUUGAAGGAACAGCGGAGAAGAUUGCGAUUCGGGAGUACUCCAAGAGCAUCGAGAAGAGCAAAGAUAUUAUGGAGCAUUUUAUUAAAAUGCUUGCGGAGCAAGGAAUAUCCGAGGUGCCACCUUGGACAGAACCAGAAAAAUCAAUUAAUCAAGUUCCUGAAACUUCACAAGAAGUCCAGGAGAAAGCAGUUGAUCCUACGGAGAAGCUCCGACGUAAGUCUAGUGCUAAAGGCCGGGAUCUCCUGGAGACAGGGUUGAAUGAGAACCAGGAUCCUGUGACCAAGCUUGAGCAGGAUUAUAUCCAGAUGUUCUUGGGUAAACUUGAACCCAUGCAGGAGUCAAGGCUGGUUCAGCUGAAGCAGUGUAUGGCUGAACUGCAGAAGGGUAAAGCUCCCUCGGAUCCCGUUGUUCUUAGAUUUCUCCGAGCUCGAAACUUUGACGUAGAGAAGGCUCGAGAGAUGCUCUCCGCUUCCCUCAUUUGGAGGAAACAGCACGGCGUUGACAAGAUUCUUUCCGAGUAUCAGGUUCCAGCGGUAGUUAGGAACUAUUUUCCAGGUGGUUGGUUUCACUAUGACAAGGACGGACGUCCCGUCUUUCAUCUACGUCUUGGACAGAUGGACGUGAAGGGUAUAGUUCGAAGUAUAGGAGAAGAGGGAUUGACUAAGCUUUGCCUACAUAUCUGUGAGGAAGGAUUAAGACUCAGUGAAGAAUCUUCUCAUGCACUAAAUAAACCGAUCUCGACCUGGAAUAUGAUUCUUGAUCUAGAGGGUUUGAAUAUGCGGCAUUUAUGGCGACCUGGAGUGAAAGCUCUGUUACAUAUUAUCGAGAUAUGUGAAGCCAACUACCCGGAGACCCUAGGACGCGUUCUUAUCAUCCGUGCUCCCAGAGUAUUCCCGAUCCUCUGGACUUUAGUGUGUCCCCUUAUAGACGAGACGAGUAGAUCCAAGUUUCUCUUCUAUGCAGUAUCGGAUGGACGUGGAGAAAACUUUGCUCUUCAUCCUGGCGGUCUCAGGGAUUAUAUACCAGAGGAACAUAUUCCUGAUUGGUUGGGUGGAACAGCUAAUACAGGUAUACCUGAGGGUGGACUAGUACCUAAGAGCUUCUACAUGUCUCCUCAAGAGUUUGAGAAAGAUCAAUCUCCUGGUCCUCAUCUACUAGAUAAUUCAUGCUACCAUUCUAUAUCUCUACAUAAAGGACAGGCCCACGAGGUCCUGAUCCAGAACACGGACAAGGGGUCCGUCAUCACCUGGGACUUCGACGUGAUGCGACAUGACGUCGUCUUCUCUGUAUUCCGAACCAAGAAUCCUUUGCUCAACAAGAAACUCUCAUCAGCUAAUCAACCCAGCUCUGCAGCAUUCAAUAUGUGUGUUAACACAGACCCUGAGCAGUUUACGUCCAUAGGACGGGGUUGGAAGGAAGGAACAGACUAUUUCCGGGUCGAAGCUCCUAUUGUCUGUCAUGACGGAGAAAGUAUUCAGGGGAGUCACGUGACCCAAUAUGUUGGGAGCUAUAUUCUACACUGGAGCUACUUUGACAAGAUAGUGGCUGGGAAUCAGGAUAUGUGGGAUACCAUCACACAUCCUCAACAUAAAGCUAAGGUUAUGUUCUACUACGAGGUUCUCAACAGUCUAGACUACAAAGGAUCUAUGACUAGUCUACAGUCUUCACAGUCUGGAUUUUCCACUAUAUCUAAAGCUAGUAAUCAACAUUCUACUAGCGGGGUCAGCUCAUGUAUCUCAGGAAACCUUUCCGAAACCACAACAAGGAACGGAGAACAAGAGUCAUGACAUGGAAUGGGUUUGAUCAAGAAAAGAUUUCUCCCUCCUCCUGUUUCUUUAGUUCACAUUGACAAUACCUUGUCUAUGCCUUGACAAUAUUCCUCCUGUGUGUUGGUCCAACAAGAGACUGCUAUACUUCUCACUACAUAUGCAUCCUUGACAACAUUCUGCUCAAUCUACUGCUAAACCGGCCAGAAUCCUCUCCCACACUUUAUACUCGUUAAUAUUAAACAGUGGCAACCAAUACAAACAAAAUUAAUUGUCGUCUUCCCGCUUUCUCUUAAAUAGAGUUUAGGGUUGUGUAUUUGUAGCUUUUAAAAAUGUUCAGUGUCCGAAUUUAAUGAAUCUCAAAUCCCACAAAACCGGUUUCAAUUGAACGCCGGCUUAAAUUCAAACUGCUGCGGCUCAAAUUCUAUAAAUUCGGCCUCAGGGCAUAUUCUUAGAAAUUUAAGAGUUAUAAUAAUAAAGGAUGAAAGACGAUAUGACGAAAACACGCAUCAUUCAGCUGUUAGUUGGUUAUCACUGUAACACACUUAAACUUAUACCUUUGUGAUCCUAAACCUUGUUUACACCCGUCGAUCAUAUCCCCAUGUGUGAUAGCGCCAUGUUACGUCUAUAAGUUAAUGUUUAAUCCUGUUGACCUUCCGUUCGAAGGGAUUAACACAAUGUUUGUGUUCAGCUCCGGGUUCUGAACUGAACUAAUAUAUAUAGAAGAGUGAACACUGAACAAUGAGAUUAAAUCUUAAAUAAUUCUUCCAGUUCAGUUGGACUAAAUGAUAAAUUGAAAUUUCAAGUGAACCUAGCUAUCCAAUAUUUUGUGUACGAUAAUAAACGAUUGUAACUUUGUAAAUGUAUACUGUACUGUUCUAUUCCGCGAAUGCAUACCUAUAACCCUGUGUACAGUGUACAGUUAAAAUGGAUAAUAUAUUCCGAGUCGGGUCUUUAUACUCAUCAAAAUUUUAGACAUUAAGAUAGUUACGACAAUGGUCAAUAUUAUUUCCUUGGUUUCACAUGUUUAGAUUAUCCUGUUCCAAACCAGUUCAUUUUCUUUAUUCUCUUGCUGUGUACACUGUCAGGAGAUUAUUCUUUCUCCAGAUACGCACUUGAAAUACGACAAAAGAGAAAACUAUUUUGUGAUAUGAUUACCCCCCCUUACUUGAUAAUAUUUACCCCCUAGUUUUUAUGAAAUAUAUUAUUAUACGGCUA